This is a messenger RNA of Pteropus alecto (black flying fox), 4362 nucleotides long. It is a transcript of the gene TBC1D9B, whose product is annotated as TBC1 domain family member 9B. The record is from RefSeq and is a predicted model, not a curated record. NCBI's taxonomy places the organism in Eukaryota, Metazoa, Chordata, Mammalia, Chiroptera, Pteropodidae. The transcript is spliced from 24 exons. Bases 1 to 3882 code for a protein of 1293 amino acids. Gene Ontology annotation, molecular function: calcium ion binding.
AUGGCCAUCACCAAGCCAGCCACUGUGGUCACAGACAUAGAAUAUACCAACGCCCAAGCAAAAUCGUGCUGCUGCCCAGGAAGUAGUGAGUACUGGGGCAAGGAGCAGGUGUCUGAUCCAGGUGGAAGAGAGUUGAAGCCAGAAGGGUCUGCACAUGAGUACUACCUCUGCCACUUACUACUGCAGACCCAGGCUUUGCCAAAUGACCAGUAUACGGUGUUCUGGGGUCUUCUCGUGGGCACCCUGGAUGUGGUGCUGGACUCCAGCGCCCGUGUGGCCCCUUUCCGAAUCCUGCACCAGACCCAGGACUCUCAGGUCUACUGGACGGUGGCGUGCGGUUCUUCCCGCAAAGAGAUCACAAAACACUGGGAAUGGCUGGAAAAUAACUUACUCCAGACGCUGUCCAUCUUUGACAGUGAGGAAGAUAUCACCACCUUCGUCAAGGGCAAGAUACACGGUAUCAUUGCAGAAGAGAACAAGAACCUGCAGCCUCAGGGAGAGGAGGACCCUGGGAAGUUCAAGGAGGCCGAGCUGAAGAUGCGGAAGCAGUUUGGGAUGCCCGAGGGGGAGAAGCUGGUGAACUACUAUUCCUGCAGCUACUGGAAGGGCCGCGUGCCCAGGCAGGGCUGGCUCUACCUGACCGUCAACCACCUGUGCUUCUACUCCUUCCUGCUGGGCAAGGAAGUAAGCCUGGUGGUGCAGUGGGUGGAUGUCACACGGCUGGAGAAGAAUGCCACACUACUCUUCCCCGAGAGCAUCCGCGUGGACACCCGGAACCAGGAGCUCUUCUUCUCCAUGUUCCUCAACAUCAGCGAGACCUUCAAGCUCAUGGAGCAGCUGGCCAACCUGGCCAUGCGGCAGCUGCUGGACAGCGAGGGCUUCCUGGAGGACAAGGCACUGCCUAGGCCCGCCCGGCCGCACCGGAACAUCUCAGCUCUGAAGCGAGACCUGGACGCCCGAGCCAAGAAUGAGAGCUACCGGGCCACAUUCAGGCUCCCUGGGGAUGAGCGCUUGGACGGCCACACAAGCUGUACCCUGUGGACACCAUUCAACAAGCUGCACAUCCCUGGCCAGAUGUUCAUCUCUAGCAACUACAUCUGCUUUGCCAGCAAAGAGGAGGAUGCCUGCCACCUCAUCAUACCCCUGCGGGAGGUGACCAUUGUCGAAAAAGCUGACAGCUCCAGUGUCUUGCCCAGCCCUCUGUCUAUUAGCACCAGGAGCAAAAUGACCUUCCUGUUCGCCAACCUGAAAGACCGUGAUUUCUUGGUUCAGAGGAUCUCUGACUUCCUCCAGAAGACGCCGUCCAAACAGCCGGGUGGCCUUGGGGCAGGGAGGAAAGCCAUUGUCAGCAACCCAGUUCCAGAGUCUUCGCCAGCUUCUCAGGAGGCAUCAGAGCAGCCCUCCAACCCAUCUUCACUGUGUGGUGGCCGCCAGAGCACCCUUCCGCAGGAGGCACCCACUGCUUCCCAGGGCCUGCUCAGACUCUUCCAGAGAAACACACCCGUGGAGGACCUGGGGGCCAAGGGGGCCAAGGAGAAGAUGAAGGAAGAGUCAUGGCACAUCCACUUCUUUGAGUACGGGCGCGGAGUAUGCAUGUACCGCACGGCUAAGACACGGGAGCUGGUGUUGAAGGGCAUCCCCGAGGGCCUCCGCGGCGAGCUGUGGCUCCUGUUCUCUGGGGCCUGGAAUGAGAUGGUGACUCACCCUGGCUACUAUGCUGAGUUGGUGGAGAAGUCCACAGGGAAGUACAGCCUGGCCACGGAAGAGAUUGAGCGAGACCUCCACCGCUCUAUGCCCGAGCAUCCUGCCUUCCAGAACGAGCUGGGGAUCGCUGCCCUCCGGCGGGUGCUGACCGCCUAUGCUUUCCGAAACCCCACCAUUGGCUACUGCCAGGCCAUGAACAUCGUCACCUCGGUGCUCCUGCUCUAUGGCAGUGAGGAGGAGGCCUUUUGGCUGCUGGUGGCCCUCUGCGAGCGCAUGCUGCCCGAUUACUACAAUAACAGGGUGGUGGGGGCCCUCGUGGACCAAGGCAUCUUCGAAGAACUCACGAGAGACUUCCUGCCCCAGCUCUCCGAGAAGAUGCAGGAGCUGGGGGUGGCCACCAGCAUCUCACUCUCCUGGUUCCUCACCCUCUUCCUCAGUGUCAUGCCCUUUGAGAGCUCUGUGGUCAUUGUUGAUUGCUUCUUCUACGAGGGCAUCAAGGUGGUCCUGCAGGUGGCCUUGGCCAUCCUGGAUGCCAACAUGGAGCAGCUGCUGAGCUGCAGCGACGAGGGCGAGGCCAUGACCAUCCUGGGCAGGUACCUGGAUAAUGUGGUCAACAAGCAGAGUGUCUCUCCACCUGUCCCACACCUCCAUGCCCUGCUCACCAGUGGAGACAACCCUCCUGCAGAGGUGGACAUCUUCGACCUCCUGAAAGUGUCGUAUGAGAAAUUCAGCAGCCUGAGGGCCGACGACAUUGAACAGAUGCGGUUUAAACAGAGGCUGAAAGUGAUCCAGUCCCUGGAGGACACAGCCAAGAGGAGCGUGGUCCGAGCUAUACCCGGGGACAUUGGUUUCUCAAUUGAAGAGCUGGAGGAUCUUUACAUGGUGUUUAAGGCCAAGCACCUGGCAAGUCAGUACUGGGGUCGUGGCCAGCCCACUGCCAUGCGUCGAGACCCCAGCCUGCCCUACCUAGAGCAGUACCGCAUCGACGCCACCCAGUUCCAGGAACUCUUCGGCAGCCUGACGCCCUGGGCCUGCGGCUCCCACACACCUGUGCUGGCGGGGCGCAUGUUUCGGCUCCUGGACAGAAACAAGGACUCACUGAUCAACUUCAAGGAGUUCGUGACAGGGAUGAGCGGGAUGUACCACGGGGACCUGACAGACAAGUUAAAGGUGCUCUACAAGCUACACCUGCCCCCAGCCCUGAACCCAGAGGAGGCCGAGUCGGCCCUGGAAGCGGCCCACUAUUUCACCGAGGACAGCUCCUCAGAAGCAUCUCCUCUGGCCUCAGAUCUGGAUCUUUUCCUGCCCUGGGAGGCUCAAGAAACACUACUGCAGGAAGAGCGAGAGGGAACUGGAAAUGAAGACGUCCAAGAAAAAAGAGGAGAGGAGAGGGAGACCAGCUCUCCCGACUACCGGCACUAUCUUCAGAUAUGGGCCAAGGAGAAAGAGGUACAGAAGGAGACCAUCAAGGACCUCCCCAAGAUGGACCAGGAACAGUUCAUUGAGCUGUGCAAGACGCUCUACAAUGUGUUCAGUGAGGACCCCCUGGAGCAGGAGCUGUACCAUGCCAUUGCUGCCGUGGCCAGCCUGCUGCUGCGCAUCGGAGAGCUGGGGAAGAGGUUCUCGACGCAGCCCAGCAGGAAGCCCAGGGACAGUGCCCCGAGGGAGGACGGGCAGCCAGCCCCCAGUUCCCUUCAGGACCUGGCCCAGGAGCUCCAGCCACCAGCCGCGGGCGACCCUCAGGCCAAAGCUGGCGGAGACACCCAACUUGGGAAAGCGCCUCAGGAGAGCCAGGUGGUGGGUGAAGGGGGUGGCGGCGAGGGCCAGGGCUCCCCAUCCCAGCGUCUGUCUGACGAUGAAACCAAAGACGACAUGUCCAUGUCCUCCUACUCAGUGGUCAGCACGGGCUCCCUGCAGUGUGAGGACCUGGCUGACGACACGGUACUGGUGGGUGGGGAGGCACACAGCCCCACGGCCACUGCCCGCAGGGGGGGCACUGUGGACACCGAGUGGAGCAUCUCCUUCGAGCAGAUCCUGGCCUCCAUCCUGACGGAGUCCGUGCUGGUGAACUUCUUUGAGAAGAGGGUGGACAUUGGACUCAAGAUUAAGGGCCAAAAGAAGAUGGAGAGACAGUUUAGCUCAUCCAGUGACCAGGAGCAGUCUGGGGCCUCGGGCUGAAGGCUCUACUCUGGAGCUGACCUCUCCUACCCCCUCCCUGUCAUCAAUUUUCUCCUUAAGGAGAAAUGCCCCUCCUGUUUCCCCAGAAGCAGUGGAAAGUAGGCUGAACAGCCCAGAUGGGGCCCAGGCAGAGGCCCUCCCGUCUGCCCUGCUGGCCCUCUGCCCCCACGUCUGAGCUGGGGCCACAUGCUCCACCCACAGGCGCUCCUGCAGCUGCCUGCUCAGUUUUUCCUGCCACUGAGCACCAAGUAGCGGGGCCGCUUGCCUUUUGGGCACCAGUGGUAGCUCACCAGAGCUCUUGUCUGAGGGACACUGGGUGCCACACAGGUGUAUUCUAAAUGCUCUUUCAGCUUAUCGUCCUCACCAUUGACCUUAAAAGCACAUCCCUCAGGUCCUGAUAUACAUCCUUGUAUUCAUUUCAGUAGGCUAAAAAACCACACUGUGCUUAAUGCCUUAAUAAAUCCCUGAAAGAACUAAGAA